Molecule: messenger RNA, 1500 nt
Organism: Solanum lycopersicum (tomato)
Lineage: Eukaryota; Viridiplantae; Streptophyta; Magnoliopsida; Solanales; Solanaceae
Product: plastoglobulin-1, chloroplastic
Source: RefSeq, a predicted model, not a curated record
AAAUAAAGUAAAACGUGCCAAAUCCAUCUCCACCAUCUAUAAAACCGAAGGUCUCAAAUCACCGUCGACAACCACCGCUUCCGCCGCCAUUUCCACGGUUACACCGCCGGAGGACGUCCGUUUCCAAAAGUAAUUAAAUAUGUCCACUCUCUACAAUCCUCUAAUUUUCACCAUUAAAAACCCAAAAGGCAGCCUUAAACCUCACACUUCCCUUCCUUCUUCUGUCCCGACUUUUAGGCUUCGUAAAUUUCAAAAUUUCUCAGUUCAAUCCUCCAUUUCCUCAUCCAAUGAGCCGGAAAAACCCACCUCUAUUACACCGGAUAAUGAUAAAGCUGACGAUAAAAUGGUCGAGUUCGUGGAUGAAUGGGGAGAGAAGUCGGAGCCCGAACCCGGACCGGUUACGAAGUUAGCGGAUUCGGAUCCUCCGGAGUAUGAUGAUGAGUGGGGUAAUGGAAGUCCCGGAGUUGACGUGAGUGGUGAAGAGGACGAGAAGCUUCUAGAGCUGAAAAGGUGUUUGGUGGAUACAGUUUAUGGGACGGAUUUCGGAUUUCGGGCUUCAUCAGAGAUUCGGGCCGAGGCAUUGGAGUUCGUUUGUCAGUUGGAGGCAGCCAAUCCUUCUCCAGCACCAACUGAGUCUCCUGAGUUGCUUGAUGGGAACUGGAUUUUAGUGUUCACUGCAUUUUCCGAGUUGUUACCUCUUCUUGCUGUGGGUAACAUUCCUCUGUUGAAGGUAGAAAAGAUUAGCCAAGACGUAAAUACAAACAGCUCGACUAUAGAGAAUGCGACUACAUUAUCAAGCCCUGUAGCCACCUUGUCCUUUAGUGCUACUGCCACUUUUGAAGUUCGAAGCCCCUCUAGAAUACAGGUUGAAUUCAAGGAAGGGAAUUUUAAACCUCCAGAAAUAAAAUCGAACAUAAAUCUGCCGGAAACUGUGGAUUUGUUUGGGCAAAAGAUAAGUCUCUCUCCUGUACAGCAAUCUCUAGGUCCUCUGGAAAACGCUGUGGCAGGCAUAGCACGAACUAUUUCUGGUCAGCCUCCUCUCAAGAUCCCAAUUCCAGGUGGAAGGACAAAAUCCUGGCUUCUCACAACCUACCUUGAUAAGGAUAUGCGGAUCUCCAGAGGCGAUGGUGGGCUUUUUGUGCUUGUUAAGGAAGGGAGUUCUCUUCUAUAUUAGUAAGGUAUCCAUUAUCCUAUAUUGUGAUUUACAAAUGUCUUAGGAACUGCAAUGGUAUGUACUGCUACAUCGAUUUAUCGCGGGAUGUAGAGUUUAAAACUCCUUAGCUGUAAGGUGGGACACUCUUUUAGGACUCAAGUACUUGCACUGAAUUAUCUCAGGAUCAAGCUGUGAGAUUAGUCCUAGUAAGAAGUGUGCUGAAAUAAAAUGUGAUAUAGCUUUGCAUUUUCCUAUGUAGUAAGAUAACGAUGUUUCAGUAAUUUGGAGGUCAAUCAUCUGUAAUUUCAGCUUAUCUGGAAAGAAAAUAACUUAACAAUUACGUUUAA